Molecule: messenger RNA, 3117 nt
Organism: Agrilus planipennis (emerald ash borer)
Lineage: Eukaryota; Metazoa; Arthropoda; Insecta; Coleoptera; Buprestidae
Product: ATP-binding cassette sub-family F member 1
Exons: 9
Coding region: 120-3032 (970 amino acids)
Molecular function (GO): ATP binding; ATP hydrolysis activity
Source: RefSeq, a predicted model, not a curated record
UGAAAUUUUGACGUUUACUGUAGACAUCACGUUGCAUAGGCUUUUUGGUUAGGUUAACAACUAAAAAUAUCAGUUACGAAAGUUUAAUUUGUUCAGAAAUUACCCAAUAAUUUGUAAAAAUGUCUAAAAAACGUGGAAACAAAAAGAAGCAAGAUUUUGAAGAUGAUUUCGAAGAUGCAAGCAAGAGUAUAAAAAACGAAAAACAGAAUUCAGUUUCUAAAGCAGCUGGUAAGAAAAAAGGCAAAGGAACUGGGGACUGGAGUGACGAGGAUAAUGAAAAAACGGUUAAUAAUCAAGUAAUGGUUCAAGAGAAUGAUACCAAAAAGAAAAAUCAAAAGAAAGGGAAGAACAAAAAAGCUGAUGAUCGGUCAGACAAUGAAAGUGAUAAGGACAUGAAGAAAACAGAGGAGGAAGUAGUAAAAUCUGUAUCCAAAAAGGAUAAAAAGAAAAAAGGCAAGAAAAAAGACCUCUCUGAUGAUGAAGAUGAUAAAGAUUUAGAUCUCAAAGUUCCUGAUGAAGAAUUCACAAAACUAAUUGUUAAAAAAGCUAAAAAGAAAAAGGAUAAGAAAAAGGGGUUCUCUGAUUCUGAAAAUGAAGGAGAAGAUGUAGACCUAGCAAAAGAAAAGGUGGAAGAGAUUAAACCUAUAGGUAAAAAGAGUAAAAAGAAGAAAGAUAAAAAAAAGGUCUUUUCUGACUCUGAAGAUGAAAAAGAAUUAGAUUUGAAUGAAGAUAUUGAAGAAGAAGUUAAACCUGCAGCAAAGAAGAGUAAAAAGAAAAAAGACAAGAAAAAGGACUUUUCUGAGUCUGAAAAUGAUGAAGACAACUUGGAAAUUGAUAAAGUUGACAUAGAAGAGAAUAAACCAAUUAGUGAAAAUGAAAAUGAAGUCCUUUUGAAAGAAGAAUAUAAUGAAGAAAUCAAAGCUGUCCAAAAUAAGAAUAAAGAAGAACUUAAAGAAAGUAAUCAGGAAAAUAAUGAUGAAAAAGAUAGCAGUAAAUCUCCUGAACCAGUGGAAAUUGUAGAGAAGACACAAGAGCUCGAGAUUGAACAGAAACACUCAAAGUCAAAGAAAAAGGAUAAGAAAAAGGAAGUCAAAGAGGAAAUAAAUCAAGAAGAAAAUGGCAAAAACUUUAAAGAAGAAAAUGAGGAAGAAAAUUCACUAAAUGAAAAUAUUGCAUCUUUAAACUUGGAUUCAACAUCUGAAAAGAAAUUGACUCACAAGGAAAAGAAGAAAUUAAAGAAGCAGCAAGAAUAUGAAAAGCAAAUGGAAACAAUGUUGAAGAAAGGGGGACAGGGACAUUCUGAAUUGGACUCCAACUUUACUGUUUCGCAAGCUCAAAAAUCUGCAGGACAAAUGGCAGCUUUAGAAAAUGCAGUUGACAUAAAAAUUGAAAAUUUCAGUAUAUCAGCAAAGGGCAAUGACUUAUUUGUUAAUGCAAGUCUUAUUAUAGCCAAUGGUAGACACUAUGGUCUUGUGGGACCAAAUGGUCAUGGUAAAACAACCUUGUUACGUCACAUAGCUCAAAGAGCCUUUGCAAUUCCACCAAACAUCGACAUUCUUUACUGUGAACAAGAAGUAGUUGCUGACGAUUUUACAGCUGUCGAAUCUGUUUUAAAAGCGGACGUAAAACGUACAGAACUUCUUGCAGAAUGUAAAAAACUGGAAGAAGCUUUCCAAGGGGGCACAAUGGAAGCACAAACAAAGCUUAACGAAGUUUACGCGGAACUGAAGGCGAUUGGGGCUGAUUCUGCAGAACCAAGAGCAAGAAGGAUCUUGGCUGGUUUAGGAUUCACGAAAGAAAUGCAGGACAGACCUACCAAAAAUUUCUCAGGUGGUUGGAGAAUGAGGGUGUCUUUAGCAAGGGCUUUAUUUAUUGAACCAACUCUGUUACUUCUUGACGAGCCUACGAAUCAUUUAGACUUAAAUGCUGUAAUUUGGCUUGACAAUUAUUUACAAAAUUGGAAGAAAACGUUGCUUAUAGUGUCUCACGACCAGUCGUUUUUAGAUAACGUUUGUAAUGAAAUAAUUCAUUUGGACAAUCAGAAACUUUAUUAUUAUAAGGGAAAUUACUCGAUGUUUAAGAAAAUGUUUGUUCAAAAACGAAAGGAAAUGAUUAAGGAAUAUGAGAAGCAGGAGAAAAGAAUAAAAGAGCUAAAGGCUCACGGAUCUUCUAAGAAGCAGGCUGAGAAAAAGCAAAAAGAAGCAUUGACAAGAAAGCAAGAAAAGAACAGAACCAAGAUGCAAAAGCAAGAAGAAGAAACUAAUGCAACUGAAUUACUGCAAAAACCUAAAGAUUAUAUUGUAAAAUUCUCGUUCCCUGACCCUCCUCCACUGCAGCCCCCUAUUUUAGGAAUGCACAAUGUAACGUUUGCAUAUCCAGGUCAAAAACCACUUUUUGUAAAUACAGAUUUUGGCAUAGACUUGAACAGUCGCGUAGCAAUAGUGGGGCCCAAUGGGGUGGGAAAAUCGACAUUUUUGAAAAUUCUAGUAGGGGAUAUUACGCCUCCACAGGGAGAAGUGAGGAAAAACCAUCGUUUGAGGGUGGGGCGAUUUGACCAGCAUUCAGGGGAACAUUUAACAGCAGAAGAAACGCCCUCGGAAUAUUUAAUGAGAUUAUUCGAUUUACCCUAUGAAAAAGCGAGAAAGCAAUUGGGUACUUUCGGACUUGCAAGUCACGCUCAUACUAUAAAAAUGAAAGAUCUCUCUGGGGGUCAAAAAGCUCGAGUUGCUAUGGCAGAACUUUGCUUGAACGCCCCUGAUGUUCUUAUAUUGGACGAACCCACAAACAAUUUAGAUAUUGAAUCGAUCGAUGCCUUAGCGGACGCCAUAAACGAAUAUAAAGGGGGCGUAAUUAUUGUGUCUCACGACGAACGACUUAUUAGGGAAACAAAUUGUACGUUAUUUAUAAUCGAAGAUCAAACUAUUAACGAAUUAGAUGGCGAUUUCGACGAUUACAGAAAAGAAUUAUUAGAAAGUUUAGGGGAAGUUGUUAACAAUCCGAGUAUAGCUGCCAACGCUGCCAUAGCUCAAUAGAAACGAUUUUUAAAUGAAAUAUCAAUUCGAUCAAGUAACAUAUUGAAUAUGUAAUUUUUUUUAUUAAAAAAAUAAAUUUGUGAAG